AUGCAGGUCACCCUCAACGCCCAGGAGAUGCUCGGCGAACCCAGCGAGGCCUUUGACCUCGGCCCGCAAUGGUCCUACUUUACCCGCGUCUCGCUCUACUUCCCCGUCGUCAUCAUCGUCACCAUCGCCAGCAUCUUGGCCCUGUCGCUCAUCGGCGUGGCCGUCAUGGCCGGCGGGGACCUGUACUGGGCCAAGACGACGAGGAGGAAGAAGAGAAACGGGGACCCCGAUGCCGGGAACAGAAGUCACGGUACGUGCGGCGGCCGCUGCUUCAGCAUCAUCGGCGACGGCGAGCUCGUCCCCGACGGCGUGGAUCUUGCGGCCCUGGGCGUCCCCGGCGCGGAACCCGGACGCCGCGUGCCGGCGUGGCGCCCGGAGCCCAAGAUGUGGAACGAUGCGAGCGUGUUGACGUACUUGAGCGUGAAUGCGCACUCUAUCGACCAGGGCCAGGGUUUCGAGAUGAGGGAUCUGACGGAUGCGAAAAGGUCGAGUACCGGAAUCAUCGGGACCCGGUGGAUGCUACUAGGACGGAUAUACGGUUUGAUCGGCCUCAUGACGGAGCCUCACCCCGAGCUACCAACGAACGAGGCCGGCGAGGUGGACUACACACCUAUCCCUGAACGUUCCCUAUCGCUGUCGCCCGGCCGCCAGCGCAUCAUGCAGCACAUUUUGAAUCUUUACUGUGGAAGUGCCUCGGAGUCCGACAUGAUGGCGUACGCUGAGCAAGCUGUAUAUGAUGAUCCACUUAGCUACUGCGACACGAGACACAAGAUCGCUGGUCAAUGGUACGGGAUCCCCAAACUAUUCUCCAAGUCCGAAACUCUCGCGACCGAGGUCGUGGCCUCCAAGGAGCACGAGCUUGUAUGGAAACUCAGUCAAAGGUACACGUUUGCCGGAAUCCGCGUCCCCAAAACGGUCAAUAGCUUGGUGAGCCUCACUCUGCAAGGGCGAGAACCCAACGAAGAAGUGGUGUAUCAUAAGGAUAUGUGGAACGAGAAGGACUAUUCGCAUGAGGGCGACAAACUUAUAUUUGUUACCAAACCACCCGAGUCUCUUUAA
Parascedosporium putredinis is the source of this 1059-nucleotide messenger RNA. Lineage: Eukaryota; Fungi; Ascomycota; Sordariomycetes; Microascales; Microascaceae. The record is from the annotation of a GenBank genome assembly.